ACAGUAGGAAACAGAGCUCUACUGAGACUGUAUUUAGUGACAAGCCAAUGAAUCCGAGGGGCAUGGUCCCUGGGGAGAGACCCCGUGGGAGCCAGGCACUAAGCUCAACUUUACGGCGGCAGAAUAAAGUGAUCCCAAAGAUUUCCUCCCCCAAUAACAAAUUCCUUCUAAUUUCAGCCACAUGGAUCAGCCAUUCCCAUCUCUCUACUUCAGCAUCAGUGCAAGAUUAAAACUGUGUAUGAGAGGCAUGGUUUACAGAAGUAGCUGAAAUAAUUCUAAAACAACAGCUUAGAUUUCUAGAAAAGAAUUUCAUUUCACAUGUUCUAUCAGAACACCCAGCAACAGAGAUCUGGUUAUUGUGGAUAUUGCAGAAGGAAGUUCCGAGGCGAGCGGGUAAUAAUGAGAUUGUUUCUAGAUGAGAGGCUUUGGCAAGUGGGGUGCCAAAGGGAUCAGAGUUGUUGCCACAGCUGUUUCCUGGUCUACAUCAAUGAUUGGGAUGAGAAGCCUGUGUAACAUAUCCAGGUUUUUCAACGACACAAACCCAGGAUGCAGUGUGAUUGUGAAACGUUUGUGAGGUUAUAGAUCGGCAAAGUGAAUGGGUAGCACCCACAGUAGAUGGAAUAUAAUGCAGACAAAUGUGAGGCCAUUCACUUUGGUAAGGGGGUGGGAAAUUGCAACCUUCACGUGGUCCACCCUGUUUCGACUAAUGCAAUCAACCCGACGUGCACAGACAAAGAGAUCAAAUAGAACAAGUUGACCUACAACGUUAGGCUGUGCACGCCAUACACAAGAAGACGACUUUGGUAAAAGAGAAAAACCAGGGCCGCACUUUUAAAUGGUGAGAGACUGAAUGUGGUGUUCCGAGUAACUAAGUAACCUUGAGCUGUGUGCAUAUCAAGCAAUUUGGAGAGUAAACUGAACAUUGGCUUAGAGAUAGACAUAAAACGAUGGAGUAACUCAGUGGGUCAGGCAUCUCUGGAGAAAAGGGAAAGGUGACAUUUUGGGUGGAAACCCUUCUUCAUACAUAUUGGCUUUCACUGCAAGAAGAUUCAACCAAUAGAGUAAAGAUGUCUGACAUCAAAUACAUGGGUGUGUGCUGGGAUCACGCCUGCAGCACGGUGUACAGGUCUGGUCUUCCUGGCAGAGAGAGGAGAAACCUGGGGUAGAGGAGAUUCAGUAGAUCAUUUCCUGGGGCGGGGGAUUUGUCCUACCCAGAACACAGAAAGCAGCCUGGGCUGCAUUUCUAGAAUGUAGAGGAAUGAGAGUCGACCUUAUUGAAACAUUCAAAAUUCUUAGGGGAAUUGGCAGGGACUUUUUUUCCCUAGCUGAAUGAAUGUAUGAAUGUAUGAAUGAAUGAAUGAAUGAAUACAUUUAUUGGCCAAGUAUUCACAAUGAAGGAAUUUGCCUUGGUGCUCCGCCUUCAAGUGACGACAUGACAUACAGUAACAGUUAGGAAUGACACAUUAAUAAUAAUAAUAAAACAUUAUCGAUUAAAGUAUGGGCUUGGUAUUAAAGUAAGGGAGUGGUCAUUUGGGACUGAAAUUAGUAGAAAUUUGUUAGCGUGGAAGGGAAUCUUUGGGAUCAAUUACUGAGGGCACAGGAUGCUCUAUCACCGAGGAUAUUCAAGGCAGAGCUCGCCAGACUUUUAGACAUUUGGACAGAUAGAUACAUGGAUAAGGAAUAGCUCAGAGGGAUAUGGGCCAAGUGCAGACAAAUGGGUCCAGCUAAGAUGGGGCGUUGGGGUCAGCUUGAACGGGUUGGGAUGAAGGGCCUGCCUUCAUGCAGUAUGCCUCUAUUAAGGGAAUAGAGAGAGGAAUGAGUUAGUGGAUGGUUGAAACGAGCGUGAGCGGUGAAGAGAGUGUUUGCUUCUGUUUCAGUUGUCAACUGGAGCCGUUUUCUCUCCUCAGGGUGAAAUGGCCACUCUGGCAGACGUGCUGGUCACGCUGCUGCUGACCUCCCUCCCCCCGCGGGUCGCAUCGGUCACUGGUCUGAAUGACCGAUCAGCAUUCUCGGCCACCAGGACCAGCAGCAUGUUGGGGGGUCUGCAGAGAGCGGUCACCUUCGACAAGCUCUUGGUUAACAUUGGACACGACUUCCACCCGGACACAGGCAGGCUCGUGUGCAGGAUUCCCGGGGCUUACUAUUUUGCCUUCACAGUUGGAAAGUAUCCCAAGAAGAUGCUGUCGGUCAUGUUGAUGAAGAACAGCCACGAGGUACAGGCGAUAGCAUUCAGUGACCACAGGCGCAAGGACCGCAAGGUGCAGAGCCAGAGCCUGAUGCUACCACUGAGUGUGGGUGACUAUAUCUGGCUGCUCCUGUCAAGCAGCCCCAAGUACGCGCUGUACAGCAACAUGGGGCCAUACACCACCUUCACCGGCUACCUGGUCUACACAGAGCAGCUGUCCCAGGGGCUGACCAAUAGCCUGCCCCCUGUCCCCAUCGCCUCCUGCUGUUGCCCCUCCACUCCGCAGCAUCAUCAUGGCUACCGGUCGGCAUUCUCAGUGGCUAGAACGAGCUCUCUGCUGGGGCAGAGCACAGGGGAUUUGCAGCAAGAAGCCGUCACCUUUCACACCGAAUACAUCAACAUGGGCAGGCACUUCAACAAGCAGAAGGGGAUCUUCACCUGCCACAUCCCUGGAGCUUACUACUUUUCUUUCAAUGUCGGAAAGCAUCCCUUUAAGGCCAUUUCUGUGAAACUGAUGAAGAACCAGAGUGAGGUGCAGGCCAUGAUCUUCGACGAGGACGAUUCAGAGCGGAGGGAGAUGCAGAGCCAGAGUGUGAUGUUACUCCUGGCAAUGGGCGACAGAGUGUGGCUGCACAGUCAGCAGCAUCAGCGCUUUGCUCUCUAUAGCAAUCUCGGCAAGUACGUCACCUUCACCGGCUUCCUCGUCUAUCCGGACACUGGCUCCCUGAGGAGCAGUGAGCCUGUGUGCACGUGUCCAACCUCUCCCCUGCGCAGCAACUGCCAGAACACUCCGCUUUGAUUUCAAACAUCUGCAGAGAAUGGGUAGUUUUGCUCAGUGGGUCUCAAAUCCCACUGACAUCAGACGCUGCUAAACCAGAUGGCGGUAGCUUAGUGCUUCCAACUGCUUCAGUAGUUUAACUGACUUGUUAGUAAGUUAAUACAGGCCAUUAAAUUACCAUCAUGGGCAACCUGAACAAGCUGGUACUGCUACUCAUCAAUCCUACAGCCUCAUCAAUCCAUUACACACAGGUUCCUAACCUCACCACACCCGAGACAGCUGGCAUUGACAACAAGGCAAAGUUUCACUGAGCGUGGCCGCAGGAACCCGGUAAACCUGAGUCAACGGGCAGCAAAAGGGAACAAUCCACCGACUGGACUCAUUCAGGACAUGAUGGCACUGUUGUCGGUCAUGUAUCCCAGCCCCAGAACAUCACCACAGCUGCCGUUCAGUUGGCCCAACAUCUCCGCAUUUUCACCAUCGGACUUCCUUCCAUGAGAGGGUCAGAAGAGGGGACCAUCGCGGAUGAUUGCAGUGUGCAACUCCAUAGAAAAGGGAUCAGUUCAUGUGCAGCAAGCUUCUGGGCUGACAAGUGUUAUCUUCGCCCCCUUCAAGCAAGAGAGGCAACUUACUACCCGUGGUUCACAAAGGCAUCACCAUAGUCGAAUGUUGGGGACACUACUGGCCGGGACAAGGCACCUGGAUACCGUGCAGGUCAGCGAUCAGCUGCCCCACCACAAGUCACUCACCAGAGCUCUUCCGUCAUCACAAAUCGCAUUGGGGAUGUGAUGGAGUAUUCUCCACCUUCGUAGAGGGGAAUAGCACUAAUAUCAACAACCAUCAUUCCUUUUACCACCGGUGACCAUGGCUACAGAGGGUGCCAGCCUCAACAUGCACUGUUAACAUCACUCCGGCAGCUCCCAAUCCCGUCACGCUCCUGACCCAGGAAAACAUCACUGCUCCUCGAUCAUCGUUGAGCGAUUAUCCUGGCAUUCCCUUGGGAACACUAUCCCCACGUAACUCAAGUCAGCAUAUCACCACUUCCCGGAGCAGUCAGACGCAGGAGGUAAACUGACCAUACCAGCGACACCCAGUGAUUGAAAGAAAUUAGGACUGAUGUGGAGAAAGCAAUGAAGGAGGAACGAGAGACGUAAAUGGGCGGAGAGUUGAAAUGGGAAUUUCAAAACACAGCUGGCAAUAGUUUGGUCGGGAAGAAGACAGGCAAGAGUGACUCCCCUGCUGCGUUGAGAGCAGGUAUUCAGGUGCUGCUGAGGUUGUAAACUUGCACUGAUCGGGAUAACAAAGGUUAAGGACCGAAGAUGAAAGAUCAGGAGAAGCGUAGCACAUUCCCGGCUAGGAUAGAGUUACAGGAAAUGAAAACGUUUGC
This is a messenger RNA of Leucoraja erinaceus (little skate), 4350 nucleotides long. It is a transcript of the gene c1qtnf13, whose product is annotated as C1q and TNF related 13. Lineage: Eukaryota; Metazoa; Chordata; Chondrichthyes; Rajiformes; Rajidae. The transcript has a single exon. The coding region runs from base 1914 to 2984 and encodes 356 amino acids. The record is from RefSeq and is a predicted model, not a curated record. Gene Ontology annotation, molecular function: protein binding.